Hypoxylon trugodes is the source of this 1857-nucleotide messenger RNA. RefSeq names its product MFS general substrate transporter. Gene Ontology annotation, molecular function: transmembrane transporter activity. Gene Ontology annotation, cellular component: fungal-type vacuole membrane. The transcript is spliced from 3 exons. The coding region runs from base 1 to 1515 and encodes 504 amino acids. Gene Ontology annotation, biological process: transmembrane transport. The record is from RefSeq and is a predicted model, not a curated record. NCBI's taxonomy places the organism in Eukaryota, Fungi, Ascomycota, Sordariomycetes, Xylariales, Hypoxylaceae.
AUGCCGUCGCCAAGUUCCAGUGAUGCCGAAUUACCAGUAGACGUCGAGAAGGAACAUGUGGAGCCUACCAUACCCGGAGGAGCACGCGACGUUUCGGCCCAGAGUGCAAAGGGAAAAGAUGAGGGACCGGUCGAUGGCGACAUUAGCCCCACUGAUCCCGUCGAGGAUUGGCAGAUUCCGCCCGAACCCGAGAUUCUUAAUACGGAGGCUGACGGUAUGGCCGGGGCCGUAAAUCGCGUGCUUAGUAGGAUAUCGACGAAAUCUAGUUGGAACCCCGGACCCCCGCCGGAUGGGGGCCGCGUUGCUUGGUUGGCUUGCAUUGGUGGCCAUUUUGCUAUUAUGAAUACGUGGGGGUUUAUUAAUUCUUUUGGUGUCUUCCAGUAUUACGUAUCAUGGACUAUAAUCACGUACUACGUCUCAGUGCUCGGUCGUCCACCGUCUGAUGUAUCAUGGAUUGGAUCAAUUCAAGUCUUCCUGACUUUCUUCAUCGGCACGUUUGCGGGCCGCUUAACAGAUGCUGGCUUCUUCCGUCCUGUCAUCAUAUGUGGUACCAUCUUCAUGACUCUCGGCGUCUUCACCACUUCCGUCGCUACCCAAUACUGGCAACUUCUCCUCUCGCAAGGAUUAUGCAUGGGCAUAGGUAGUGGCUGCAUAUUCUGCCCUACGAUAUCAACCGUCUCAACAUACUUCAACAAGAAACGCUCCCUCGCCAUCGGCAUCACAGCCUGCGGAUCCGUCUCCGGCGGCUUAAUAUUCCCCGCCAUGGCCCGGCAACUCCUCCCCACAGCAGGCUUCGGCUGGGCCGUCCGCGCAAUCGGCUUCGUCCAACUCACAACCCUAAUCUGCGCCAUCACAUUCAUGAAAUCCCGUCUCCCACCCCGCCGCGCGGGUAACCUAGUAGAAUGGGGCGCGUUUCGGGAAUUGGAAUACACGUUUUAUGCUGUAGGCAUGUUUUUCAAUUUCUGGGGUGUGUAUUUCGCGUUCUACUACUUGGCGGCUUUUAGUCGAUCCCAGAUUACGCCUACACUUGGGUACACGAAUUCAUUGAAUUUACUGCUUUUGUUGAAUGGAAUUGGUAUUUUGGGAAGAUUAUUGCCGAAUCAUCUUGCCGAUCGCUUUGGACCCCUGAAUUUGAUGAUUCCGACCUGUCUUGUUUGUGGCGUGUGUCUGCUUUCUUGGAUGGCUGUGAAAACGCCUGCCGGGGUUUACGGGUGGACGAGUAUUUUUGGGAUUUUUGCGGGAGCGUUGCAGAGUUUGUUUCCCGCGGGGCUUAGUAGUUUGACGACGGAUCUUAGGAAACAGGGGACGAGGAUGGGGAUGGUGUUUACGAUUGUGAGUUUUGCGGUGUUAACUGGGAAUCCGAUUGCUGGUGCGAUUAUUGGGAGUAUGGGGGGGAGAUAUGAGGGCGCGCAGGGGUUUACGGGGGCGUGUUUACUGGUGGGUAUGGGGUUACUUGCUUCUGCUAGGUGGGUGAGGAUGAGGAGGACGGGGAUGGGGUGGAGGGUUAAGAUUUGAAGAGAGGAAAGAAGAGUUGAUUAAUAUGGGAUGGGAUGGGGAGGUAGGUCGUUGGCGUAUAUGAAUGGUAUGUAUGCGUAAUGUGAUGGGAUGACAUGAAAUAGGGCGAAAAGGGAGUGAUCAUUAUCAUUAUUCUGCGAGAUGUCAUCUUUGGGGUUUGCAUAAGUGUGUUGAGAGUACAAAUGGAAUCUUUCAUAGAAUAGAGAUAUGACCUAACGUUCCAAAUUUACUACUUGAAGCCCGAUCAAGAUAUCGUGAAAUGAUAGAACGGUUGUAAUAGCAAUUGAAGUUAAGGAUCGUGAAGGUAGAAAGAAUGACGAAUGUUGCAGUGAGAUCUCGAUA